Molecule: messenger RNA, 529 nt
Organism: Nezara viridula (southern green stink bug)
Lineage: Eukaryota; Metazoa; Arthropoda; Insecta; Hemiptera; Pentatomidae
Source: the annotation of a GenBank genome assembly
AUGGUUGUGGAAGAAUCUAGGAAGGAAGCAUCUUCCGACGAAGAUGAAGAUAAAAUGGUUGUGGAGGAAUCUAGGAAGGAAGCAUCUUCCGACGAAGAUGAAGAUAAAAUGGUUAAGGAUUGCGCUCCAACUCACAAGCCCAGGUUAACUCAGCAGUGGAUGCAAAAGAACAUCAUAAUUCAUCUCUGCCUCGGAUUGGCCCUCAGGAAGCCCUAACCUCAAACCACUAGAUUAUCCGCUUUGGUCCGAACUGGAGAAGAUGGCAUGUCACAGAGCACACCCUAAACUUGAAAAUCCUCAAACAAUCUCUGGUCAGAGCAGUUGAGCGCUUUCCUCAAGAAGUGCUGUGUGCUGCUAUUGACGACUGGCCACGGAGAUUAAAUGCCUGUGUCAAAGCAAAAGGGUGACAUUUUGAGUAAUUUCUUUUUUUUUCGUUUUAUUCUCUAUAGAUAUACAUUUUACUUUCUAAUAAACUUUUUGAAAAAUUAAUUUUUCUGUUGAAAUAUAAUUUGUAAUUCUGUUAAAAUAU